CCCCCUCCCUUUCUCUACCACCGCCUGUUCCGCACCGUCUCCUCCAACUGGAACCGGUUCCUCACCGACGUGCCGGGGGCCGCCGCCAAGACCAAGGGCUCGGCCCCGCCGGCGGCGACGGUCUCGCUCUCGCUGCCGUUCCUCUUCGCCUUCACCUUCGACCCCGUCUCACGCCGCCUCCAGUGCCAGGCGCUCGACCCCUUCUCCCGCCGCUGGCUGCUGCUGCCCCCGGUCCCCUGCGGCGCCGCGGCCGGCUCGUUCGCCGUCGUGGGCCUCCCCGCGCGCGGCGAGAUCUACGUGCUCGGCGGCGUGGAGGAGGGCGGCGACAAGGCCGUGAGCAGCGUGGCCGUCUACAGCGCGGCGACCAACGGGUGGGGGCAGGUGGCCGGCAUGAGGACAGCGAGGGGCUACAUGGCGGCCGACGAGGUGGGCGGGCGCGUGGUGGUGGCCGGCGAGGACGGAGAGGCGGAGGUGUUCGACCCAGAGGCCGGUCGCUGGUCGCCCACGGCUCCCCGUGGCGGCGCGGCCGUGGCGAGGUACGACGCUGCGGCGGCGGGCGGCAAGCUGUACGUGACGGAGGGGUGGGCGUGGCCGUUCGAGCGCGCGCCGCGGGGCGCGGUGUACGACGCGGCGGCGGACGCGUGGUCCGACAUGGCGCGCGGGAUGCGGGAGGGGUGGACGGGCUCCUGCGCCGUGUCGGGCGGCCGGAUGUACAUCGUGGCCGAGUACGGCGAGUGGCGGCUGAAGCGGUACGACGAGCCGCGGGACGAGUGGCGGAUGGUGGCCGGCGGCGGGGUGCCGCAGGAGGUGCGGCGGCCGCACGUCGUGGCGGGCCAGCUGGAGGAGGUCGGCGGCGGCCGGCGCAGGAUCUACGUGGUCGGCGCGGGCCUCGACGUCGCCGUCGGCACCGUCGUGUCCGCCGCCAACCACGGCACCGGCACGGAGGAGGAGCGGGUGGAGUGGGAGGUCGUCAAGGGCCCCGAGGAGUUCGUCGGGCUGGCGCCGUGCAACGCGCAG
Triticum aestivum (bread wheat) is the source of this 1017-nucleotide messenger RNA. RefSeq names its product F-box protein AFR-like. Gene Ontology annotation, molecular function: protein binding. The transcript has a single exon. NCBI's taxonomy places the organism in Eukaryota, Viridiplantae, Streptophyta, Magnoliopsida, Poales, Poaceae. The record is from RefSeq and is a predicted model, not a curated record. The annotation marks the transcript as partial.